Molecule: messenger RNA, 3213 nt
Organism: Mollisia scopiformis
Lineage: Eukaryota; Fungi; Ascomycota; Leotiomycetes; Helotiales; Mollisiaceae
Product: carnitine acetyl transferase-like protein
Exons: 3
Coding region: 379-2976 (865 amino acids)
Biological process (GO): carnitine metabolic process
Cellular component (GO): mitochondrion
Molecular function (GO): carnitine O-acetyltransferase activity
Source: RefSeq, a predicted model, not a curated record
UAUGUAUCAGUCGUUCCAAACAUCGUGCUCGGUGCUGCGGACCUCGAGAUUAGCUCGGCAUAUCUCCCCCAGCUAGUGCACGGGUGUGGAUGCCAGUUGCAGAGACAUGGGCCAUCUGGCCGAUGUGAGAGUUCAGUCCAUGUAUGGCAUUCUGCAGGAAAUAUCAUGCGGGGCAGACCCCACUGCGAUCCACUUGGUGACUCGAGAUAUAACCAAGGCUCUCUGUCAGAAGGAAGUCCUUCUACCUCGAUAUCGAAUGUCUCAAUACCACAUCCGAGCCAUCUAGUGGGAUGCCGUCCUACUGUCUCCACGACUGCCAUUAUUUUUACCGCACAGCCCUGCGCGGUUUGAAUAUAAGCACCACCAUCUGUACCAUCCAUGCUUAAAGUCAUCCUGCUGACCAAGAUGCCUUCCGCUACCGCUUCAGUCCGUACAUUCACGAUGCCUAAGUCUCUGAAUGAGUCCUUGGCCGAACCUGGUCAACCUCAGGCAGCAUCAGACAAAGGUCGUUCUCUUGAUGGUGCCAAGAAAGUCACAGAUCAGUACACCAAGGAUCAGAAAGACCCACUAGCGACCAGUCAACCACCAAAGACGAAGCAAGGAAUCACCUUUGCUGCUCAGGACAAGCUUCCUAAGCUACCCAUCCCCGACUUGGAGGGAACAACAGCAAAGUAUCUAGCCGCUUUGAAGCCACUGCAAAGCCCUAGAGAGCAUGCCGAAACGAAUCAAGCCGUAGAAGAGUUCUUGAAGAGUGAAGGACCAGAGCUGCAAGAGAGAUUGAAGAAGUAUGCAACUGGAAAGACGAGUUAUAUUGAGCAGUUCUGGUAUGACUCGUAUCUCAACUUCGAUAACCCGGUCGUGCUAAACUUGAAUCCCUUUUUCCUGCUCGAAGAUGACCCUACACCCGCGAGGAACAACCAAGUCACUCGUGCUGCAUCACUAGUCAUAUCGGCCUUGGCGUUCGUACGUGCUGUGAGAAAGGAGGAGCUUCCACCGGAUUCAGUCAGAGGCCAGCCACUUUGCAUGUACCAGUACUCGAGGUUGUUCGGAACAGCUCGUGUGCCGACCGAGAAUGGAUGUCACAUUGGCCAAGACCCGGAUGCCAAGCACAUAGUUGUGCUUUGUCAUGGUCAAUUCUAUUGGUUCGAUGUUCUAGACGAUAACUCGGACCUCAUCAUGACCGAGAAGGAUGUAUCAAUCAACCUUCAAACAAUCGUCGAGGAUGCUCAACAAACACCAAUCCAAGAAGCAGCAAAAGGAGCCCUUGGUGUACUCAGUACAGAAAAUCGCAAGAUCUGGUCAGGCUUGAGAGAUGUUAUGACCAGAGAUGAAGGAUCUAAUAACGCAGAUUGUCUUGGAAUAGUCGAUUCUGCCUUGUUCAUCUUGUGCCUGGACUACACGGAGCCUUCAUCUGGAGCCGAACUUUGCCAGAACAUGCUUUGUGGCACUAGCGAGGUAGAAAAAGGUGUUCAGAUCGGCACAUGCACGAACCGAUGGUAUGACAAGCUCCAGAUAAUCGUUUGCAAGAACGGAAGUGCAGGAAUUAAUUUCGAGCACACUGGUGUCGAUGGUCACACGGUCUUAAGAUUUGCAAGUGAUUUGUAUACGGACACUAUCCUUCGUUUCGCUCGUACUAUCAAUGGCCAAGCUCCAAGUCUUUGGGCAUCAACAAGUCCAGACCCAUCGAAGCGAGAUCCAGACAGCUUUGGCGAUGUUAAUACUACACCGCACAAGCUGGAAUGGGACAUGGUACCAGAACUUGGUAUCGCUUUACGUUUUGCUGAAACACGUCUCGCCGAUCUGAUCCAGCAGAACGAAUUCGCCACACUGGACUUUGCAGCAUAUGGCAAGAAUUUCAUGACUUCGAUGGGAUUCUCACCAGAUGCAUUCGUUCAGAUGGCAUUCCAAGCUGCGUACUAUGGCUUGUACGGUCGCGUAGAAUGCACAUACGAGCCAGCAAUGACGAAAGUCUACCUGCACGGACGAACAGAAGCCAUUCGUACAGUGACGCCUGAAGCUGUUGAUUUCGUUCAGACCUUUUGGGCUGAGAAUCCACCUCAACAAAAAGUCGACGCUCUUCGCCGAGCAUGCCAGAAGCACACUGCCAACACCAAAGAAUGCGCUAAAGCACAGGGCUGCGAUCGUCAUCUCUAUGCACUCUUUAGUGUUUGGCAAAAAGCUCUGGAUGAAGAUGGCGCCGAAGCAGCAUCCUCCAACGGAUUGAGCAGUAACGGCUAUUCUUCUCCUGUCGAAGGUGGCUCUGAACGGGAUCCUACAUCUGUAGUUGGUAGUCCAGGUCGCAACUCCGUUUUGUCUAUCGAUGGCGACGAAGUUCGCUCUGUACGCUCGAACGGUGGACGCGCUCGUCACAACUCUUCUCCUUCUCGUGGUCACCAAAGCAAUAUGCCCCUUAUCUUCGCAGAUUCAGGAUGGGACAAGCUUAACAACACCAUCAUCUCUACCUCUAAUUGCGGUAACCCAUCUCUGAGACAAUUUGGUUUCGGUCCCACAUCUGGAGACGGUUUCGGGAUUGGAUAUAUCAUCAAAGAUGAAGGAAUCAGCAUCUGUGCUUCCAGCAAGCACCGCCAAACGAAACGAUUCGUUGACGCAUUGGAGAGCUAUCUUCUGGAGAUCAGACGAGUGUUGAGAAUGACACAAAGAAGAGCACCAAGUCCAAAAGCCAGUCGAGCAAGAGAGGCGAGCGCUACGAGACCAAAGGCAGGAAGUAGGAUGAAGUCACGAGGACGUGUGAUUAAGGCCGAAGGAAAGAAGACGCCUGGCACAAUGACUCCCGUUGAUGAUAGCAGUGCUGUGAGUGAUGAUGAGGGAUUGGGUGGCUAUGGAUUCUUCGACGCAGGCAUGCUGUUGCAAGCUCUCAAGGCUCGAGGCGAAGGCCUCGAUGAUGCAAAGCCCGACGCGAAUGUAAAUGCUAGGCGAAGGGAGAUCGGGAAGAGGCUCAGGCUGAGCGAGUACUAAUUUCUCUGCUUGUCCUCUGGGCUGCAACUGUGAUCCUUCAACAGAUCUUAUGAGAAGUCUGUACUUACUCUUGUAUCUCAUACUUUGGAUUACCAUGCGUCCAUGUAUUUCCCUUCCGAGCGAUGCCGUUCCUUAGCGUAGUUUUUUGAAUCGAUACUUUUCUCAGAAUCUUAUUGCUUAUGUGAAUUGGGUAUGCUGCUCAUGCCAUCUGAUAAACCUCUAGCAUCAAUGAAGUAG